UAGAAAUACUUCAAAGCACAAGAAUUUAAAAGUUUUAUGCUUUUGCAAAAUAUAUUAAGAAUACAAAUAAUUCAGCAAAUAAUCAAGUAAAAUAUACAUCAUCAUUAAAAUUUUGGAAAAUGACAGAUAUGUGUGAAAAAUUGUUACCAGAAGUACUGGAACACUUGGUGAAGUUAGCGUUGCGGUACGACAAUACAGUGACGAAGAAAAGACGUCUUUGGGAUUUAUCAUCUCCACGAUGUCGUAGUACCAAAUUUGAACCACCUUAUAUUGAUAUAGUUAACAGAAAUAAGACAAGAAUCGUUCGACUUGAAGAACCUGUCCUUAGUCGUAGUGAACAGUUGUCCUUACCAAGAUCGAGAAAACUAUUGGAAUUGAAAAAAUCUCCUGCAUUUCAUGAAUUCGAACCACUCCGAAAGAGCAAUGUCAAUCGUAGAGUAAGAAAAAGUUUACUUUCCGUGUAUAGUCGCUUAGGAAAUGUUCAACCACCACAAAAACCAGUGAAACCGCCACAGUUAUCUAAAGCAGAGUUAAAGUUUCAUGCGGAUUAUACCAAACGUUUAGCGAAACCAAAGGCCCUACCAAAACCACCACAAGUAGAGCGCACAAAAAAAAUAUAUAAUAAGAAACGCACUAAAAAAUUAGCCAAACCAAAAGUGCAUCAGGAAGAACCGAUAAAUGAAUGGAAGUUUACAAGGGCUUUACAGAAUUAUCAGCCAAGUCAACGUAUUAGGAAUUUAGCUAUACCAAAACAAAGCUUAAUGCAAGAAUCAAAUCCUAAUGCCUUUAAAGUAAAAAAAAGUGCUCUUCAUUAUAAUGUUUCUAGACGUAUUGUGGAGUUGUCACUGCCAUCUGUAACGCUAUCUGAUCAAAAUGUGCGCAAAAAUGUUAACGUUAUUAGUUCAUCAGCAUUAUCUGCAAAACCCAGUAAACGUAUUAUAGAUUUGGCGGAACCAAGAGUUAGAAGUCUUCCCAAAGACUUACCACUUCCAUACAUUUCGCGGAAAGCUCUUAAAGCGAAAAUAUCGAAGCGUUUAAUAGAGCUAGCAAAACCCAAACAAUACCAUAUUUAUUAAGAUUUCUGGAGUAGUGAAUCAAACUCAGUUCCUAUAAUGAUUAUUUGUGUGAUUGUUUCAUUUGCAAUAUAUAUUGCGAUUUUUUUUUCUGUUCAA
Messenger RNA from Teleopsis dalmanni, 1172 nucleotides. RefSeq lists its product as uncharacterized. The transcript has 5 exons. NCBI's taxonomy places the organism in Eukaryota, Metazoa, Arthropoda, Insecta, Diptera, Diopsidae. The record is from RefSeq and is a predicted model, not a curated record. Bases 120 to 1076 code for a protein of 318 amino acids.